Messenger RNA from Adineta steineri, 783 nucleotides. The record is from the annotation of a GenBank genome assembly. Lineage: Eukaryota; Metazoa; Rotifera; Eurotatoria; Adinetida; Adinetidae.
AUGUUAACAACAAAUCAAAUUCAAGUAUGGCUUAAAGCAAUAUCACAAAUAAAUCAAGAUCCAGCUGUUGUAAUUCUUCGUUUAGAUUCUCCGAUGGAAAUUCCAUUAUAUAAUGAUCGAGAUGGUAUAGAUCAUAAAAAUCGUCAUCUAUUUAAACAAAAUAUAAAUAAACAAGUGAAUUGUUAUUUAUUUGAAAAUCAACUUAAUUCUUCAGUAUCAUUAAAUAUUUAUGAUCAAUGUCAUGGAACAUUAAUAUUACGAAAUGUUCAAAAAGACAUUGCAGGUAUAUAUGUAUAUACAGGUAAUGAAAUUAGUUAUGGUCUUGGAGUAAUUUUAUUUGAAAUAACAAAUUCAUUUCAAUGGUUUAACGGUACAAAAUUUUAUUCAUUUGAUCAACAAUCUAAUUUAAAAAAUGGUACUCAACUUUCACUCGCAUUUGAAACACUGAUUUAUUAUAAUUCAAAUAGUGAUAUAAUAUUAUGUAAUACUAAGAUUAAUAAUAUUAUUCAACAAGCAAAUGUAUUAAUUAUAAAUGAUGAUAAAAAUAAUUUAGAAACUUUUUUUCAUAUGGAAAAUUUAUCUUGUCAACAACAUCAACAAAUUGUUGAUAAUGAUUUACGUUUACUUACAUUUGUUUGUAUAACAAAAGUUACAUUCAUAUGUCCACUUCAAAUCGGUUCGACUUGUUGGAUUGAAAAUAAACGAAUGUCAAAUAUAGUAUUAAAUAUCGAUUCGCUUUAUUUUCCUAGUGAUAAGACAAUAACUGUACGAAUUGGUGUUUAA